UUCAAAAGACAAUUCAGACAAAGUUAAAUUGGUAUUUAAAAAAAGAUUAUGGAAUUAAUCGAUCAAAAUCAUUUGAAAUCUUUAAAACAAACAACUACAAAUUCAUUGCAUCUAAUUGAGAACAAUUUGUUUCGACUGGAUAGUCAACCUGCAGAUGUGAAAAUUACUAAACAAUGGACAUUGAAAUCAUUGUUGAAAAAAUCUAAACCCAAAUCAGAAUGGGAUAAAUACGCAGUGGUCGAUCGAUCGAAUUGGUCUAAAUCACAAAUGACUUUUAGUCCAAGUCCAACACGAUAUUAUAUCAAAAGAUUCACUGUUGAACGUCCAUAUACUUGUAGUUUCAAGAGUACUGGUCGAACGAAACCAUAUCCAUUGUUUAGUAAUAAUGGUUUAUGGUUACUUCCUGGUGCUUAUAAUAUUAAUCAAGUAGAUGAAAAAUUACAUCAAUGUCAUCGAACGUAUUCAUUUAAAAAUACACCAAGAAAAUCCAAUGACAUUCUAUUUGGUAUACAAGAUAAAACUUUAUGCUUAGCUCCAGGUCAAUAUAAUCCGUAUAAUAAGAAUGAUCAGAAAAAAAGUACACGAUUACCUGAAUAUCAUAGUAUGUUUAAAACAAAAUAUCCUCGAACAGUUGUAAGUCCAAAAAAAGAGAAUGUUCCACCGCCAGGUGCUUACAAUUUAACACGUAAACAAACAUUUGGAAUAAUUUCUCCAUUUGUAUCACAAGUUCCUCGAUUUAAACGUACAAAAUCGUUUGCUCCAGGUCCUGGUACAUAUGAAAUCAGUGGAGGAAUGCAACCUGUGGAACAAUUAAGAAAAAUGGGUACACAUUGUGGGCUAUUUUUUCGUGACUAUGAGAAUCAUGGUGUCGACGAUGAUAAUCAUGAUGAUGCUGAUGUUAGUAGAAAUAAACGAAAAUACAAAAAAUCAUGAAUCAGAAAAAACACUUGAAAUUUACUUUUUUUUGUCUAGGACAAACAUGUUACAGGCAUUUUUUUCUAAAUCACCCAAUAAACUUUAUCAAUUAA
Schistosoma turkestanicum is the source of this 1028-nucleotide messenger RNA. NCBI's taxonomy places the organism in Eukaryota, Metazoa, Platyhelminthes, Trematoda, Strigeidida, Schistosomatidae. The record is from the annotation of a GenBank genome assembly.